Molecule: messenger RNA, 4147 nt
Organism: Chara braunii
Lineage: Eukaryota; Viridiplantae; Streptophyta; Charophyceae; Charales; Characeae
Source: the annotation of a GenBank genome assembly
GUACACAAUUUUUCAGUACAGAAUUUUUCGCUCUCUGCUUUUCUGCCCGGGGAGAGGAAGGAGAAGAAGCGGGAGAGAAACGAAGAAACGAAGAAACGAAGAAACGAAAACCAUCGCGCGGGAGGUCCGUCAGUUUGGCGGCCUUUUUUUUUUUUUUUCCUGGGGGGGCGGGCGGGGCGAGGCGACGGAGGCGGCCGGCGGGCGGGCGCGCGCGACUUUCAACGAGGACAUGGCGCCAAUUCUCGACCUAGACGACGAUGGGCGGCGGCGGCGGCGGGAGUUUUGCGCACGGCGCAUGCUCUCCCGCCGAAUGCGUUUUCAGUUCCCGCCUUCAUGCUCAUUUUCCGCGUUCAUGUUCAUUUCCCGCCUUCAUAUUGAUUUCCCGCCUUCAUUUUCAGCUCCCGCGGGACAGCGAAACUUGCUGGCUGGCAAUGGCGCUGCUGCAGCUGCGGAGAAGCUGCUGGGGGGGGAAUCGUCAGAAUACCGCCGUCUUCAUGUUCGUUUCCCGCCUUUUUUUCAGCUCGGUGCCCAUUUUCGCACUCUUCUUCUCCGCUAUAACUCUCUCUCCCUCCUUCUCUUCCUCCUCUUUUUCUUCGGUGUUUGCGCGGUCGAUGCACGCCGUCGUCUUCCUCCGCAGGCAGCUCCUCUACCGAUCAUUGCAGGAGAGCCCACCAUAGCUACGCAGUUUGCAUUUCAAGCGGCCAUGGUUAUCGAAGAUCGCUCUGAUACCGGGUUUUUUUGCGGCGCUAGCAUUCUAAGUCCAUCGUACGCAUUGACCGCUGCGCAUUGCUUCCGGCAAUCGGCUUACGAAGACGUUAGGGGUCAUGCAUAUGUGAAUGACCCCAACACGACAGUUACGAUAAUUUAUGGCAGCACCCAAAUGCCCUCACUGGAAUACGGCUAUCGUGUGAAUGCGAGCGAGUUAUGGGUUUACGAGAAGUUCAACAACCCAGUCAUGAGCAACGACUUUGCCAUCGUGAAAUUUGGAUCUCCCAUUCAGAUGAGCGACAAGGUGCAGUCCAUCCGCUUGUCUCCUAAUCACUGGGGACCUCGUGAGCUGCCCGAGGAUGCUGAUCUAACGAUCAGUGGCUGGGGAAAUACAUCAGUCGGUGCAGUGACUCCACCACCCUUCCUGUUAUCGUUGACGUCAAAUCAUUUGCCGGACUUUUGCAAGGAAAGAUUUCCAGAAGUCUUCAGGUCGGAGCUGAUGAUUUGUUCGGGCUGCACACUGAACGGGACGGGGGUCUGCCAUGGGGACAGUGGCGGACCUGCGACCGUGGCUUCGGCCUCCGGCGGGGGACCAAUUCAAGUGGGCAUUUUAAGCUGGGCGGCCUAUCCGUGUGCGACCAGUCCGGCGGUUCUCGCUCCAGUCGCCAUCGUUCUGCCCUGGAUCGAGUCUAUUGUUGGGAUACCGCUUCGCAGCACCGUUCAAGCCGCUCCUACCUUCGAUUGCGACACAUGUCCAGGAUCUCCCCGUGGGGCUGCGACCGCCACCGACGGUGCAGGCACUGCCACGCCGCCAGACUCUGCACGUGUACCUGCGCCGCCGUGUGCACCUGCGCCGCGGCAGACAACAGCGCUUCCAAGCUCGGCGCACUCGUGCGCCACACACAACCUACUCCAGGCCAGCGUUGAAUCGCUACUUCCACAUGGCUUCAAAUUCCGUUUAUCCCAAUGCAGAGAAGGGACGCAAACCUUGAGGGCGUACUACCAAUUUGAAGCCGGGCUUGCAACUCUACUUACGGACAGUCAAAGUCAAAGUCAAAGCGAGGUCUUGAAGAAGACGCAACAGGUUUUCGAAAGACUAUCCAACGGAAUGGUGGUCUUCUUGCGAACUUCUAGUGGGAUCGGUACUGGCAAGAUCCGGAUCGCUUACCGGACCUCUAAUCGGACGGUCCUCCUCAACACACCGCUAACCAAGCCAGAGUUAAUUCCUGCGGACAACACAAAAGCCUCCACUACCGAGUUCUCACAGAGAGCCCAAGGUUGGGAGGUAGCACUGCGAGGGAGCUCCGGGAACGCCACAUAUGCAGCGCUUUAUCUGUUGACGAACACUGAAGCUGAUGCUGCUCUUCCACAUUAUUACCAGAUAUCGCUUCCCGUUGGGAAAACGGCUAUUGGGGCGAACGAGAUUGGGACUAAUUGGACAAGUAACAGUGCGGACGAUGAUGGCAUUCCCACACUGACGCUUGAAUGAGUCAGACUUGUUUGGACAGAAAUUGGAAAAAGAGAAAAGAGGAUUUUUUUUUUUAAUGGUAGUUAUUGAACUCUGGUCAGACUUCUUCUUGGCGGCAGGCUGCACGCAAAAGACUGCUGAGAUUUCCGGAUGGGAAUAAUAAAAGUUGAUAAUCUGCGAACAACUCAAUCUCUGGACCACCAGCGAGAACGGAGUGCCAUGCGAAAAGGAGAGAGAGAGAGAGAGAGGAUGGCAGCAAGGGGUGGGGGUCUGAUCAGGAGUAGGAGAGGAAAUGUGCAAUCAUUUGGUGGUGCAGUGAUUGGACGAAUAUAUAGAUAUAAAUGCCCGGGUGCUGAUGUAGCGGCAGAGGCAGGCUGAGAAUCAUCCCGACCAAAAGCCGAACCGGAACCAGAACCCCUUAAGCCUCUGAGGCUCAUCCUGAUUACUACCGUCUUCCCCCUCCUCAACGCUACGUCAUUCGGCAUGUACCUGACCGGAAAGGUGGUGUCUAUGCAUCCAUUUUCAGGGUGCGUUAUGUACCGCGGAAGACGGAUGAUUGGCGGCCAGAUCGAAGCCGCAACUAAGCACCAGGACCGCAAUCUGGGCCGAACUGGUCCGAGAACCCAAGACUCAUGCCGAACUGCACCCAGACCGGAGCCCGAACCCGUGACCGAAGCAGAUGGGAUUCUGGUUGGGCUACUUCUAGGCGGAGAGAUCACAGGUUCAAAUCCUGUCGGUCCAUGUCGGAUGCUGGCUUCAUCAAGAGUCCUCACAUUUACGGGAAUGCUCCCGAGCGGGCCCGACUUGGUACCUCAACCUGAUUUUCAUCCCGAUCUGUGGGCCCGAACCGGCGUUCGAACCUUCACCAAAGCAGAUAAGAUUCUAGUAGGUGGCCUACUUCCAGGCGCCGGACAUUUGACACCAACAAGAGUCCUUCAAAGCAGGAAGGCGCUGAGGAGCACGAAAGCAACAAGGAGGUUGUCUUUCGAAGCUCUACUACGGUGACCUUCUUCCCCGAAAUACAACGUAUGGUUAUUAUCGCUGUACUUGGGGUAUCUUUCAGUCUAAAUUCAUCUAUAAUGACCAUACGUUGCAUUCGGGGGAAGAAGGUAGUUAGUCUAGGUUGCCUCAUGGCAGCGAGAAACAAUGACCAGAAGAAGGAUGAGCAGGCGACCGUGGAGAUUGCCACGCCCCACCGAAUAUAGAGGAGGAGGAGGAGGAGGAGGAGAAACACUAUGUAUUGGAUGUCAUUGCAAGAUGGCGAUGACGAGGAAAGUGAGCCGGAAGUGUCAGAGAUAUUGACGACAACAAAAAAAGGGAGAGCUUGACGGCUGUAACGACAAAAGCCGAAGAGGGGAAGAGGACGCCUAGGAGUAGCAAGGCUUAGAGAUGUUGACGACAGCAAGAAAUGAGGCACAAGGGACUGGGGAUACAGUCCCCACCCAGCUCAGGCUACAGAAAAUAGCUAUCGAAUAUAUAGUACACACAAAAACUCAUAUUAUAUAUUUAUAUAUUUAUUUAUAUAUAAAUAUAUACUUUAAGAAGAGAAUGGAGGACGAGACGGCUGUGCUCGCUGACAGAGCUUAACAUCCAUUUUUUUUAAUUUUUUUUUGGACAUCAAAUUUUCCGAUUAUUUCCGUAUUUUUGGAAUUUGUGUAUGGGCAUAGUUGUGCAGUGUGUACAUAAUUUUAGCGUUCUAUGUAAACUUUCCUUUGCGUCAUGAUCUGUAAAAUAAUCACAGACUGAGACGUCCGCUGAUCUCUGAGUUUCCCCGCAGGAACGUAUGCCUUGCUGAGCUUCCCACUUUCUGCUCAGAUAUCUAAGUUUCGUUUAAAUGCACUGCGUGCUUGCUGAUUUCCCGUGUGCCUGUCUGAGUGUACGAUUGCUUGGUUGUGUGUGUGCGGCCUUCCAGGGUACUUUUAGUGACUGAAAAAAUAGAUGACGAUAGCCGACAGGUAAUGACCCCGAAAC